Macrosteles quadrilineatus (aster leafhopper) is the source of this 839-nucleotide messenger RNA. RefSeq names its product protein dj-1beta-like. The coding region runs from base 42 to 779 and encodes 245 amino acids. NCBI's taxonomy places the organism in Eukaryota, Metazoa, Arthropoda, Insecta, Hemiptera, Cicadellidae. The transcript is spliced from 5 exons. Gene Ontology annotation, cellular component: cytosol; nucleus. The record is from RefSeq and is a predicted model, not a curated record. Gene Ontology annotation, biological process: guanine deglycation, glyoxal removal; protein deglycation, glyoxal removal. Gene Ontology annotation, molecular function: protein deglycase activity.
AUUGUUCAAAGUUCGAAGCCAAGUAAAAGACCUGAACGAUCAUGACCUUGAUAAGGAGAUUUUUUAACUUCAACAAACUCAAACUAGUCAAACUCCUUAAUAUCAGUUCUGUUUCAGGUUUCAGUUCAAUUUUACUAUCAAGCCGGCUUAUCUUUAGACCUUGUAGUAAGAGUCAGAGUAGUAUCAGUUGUGUUCCAACAUCAAAUAAUUUCUCAACUGCACCUAGAAUGGCAAAAUCUGCUCUUGUAUUAAUUGUAGAAGGAACUGAGGAGAUGGAAUUUACCAUAACAGCAGAUGUACUUCGUCGUGCUGGGGUCAAGGUGGUUGUGGCUGGAGUUGAAGGUUCGAACCCAGUGAAGUGUAGCCGGGAUGUGGUCAUCGUGCCGGACACAAGUCUGGCUGAGGCUGUCAAGAAAGGCCCCUACGAUGCUGUCGUGCUCCCAGGCGGUAUGGGGUAUAAGAAGUUUGCCACAUCUACUGAAGUUGGAUCAGUGCUCUCAAAACAAGAGGAGACCGGAGGAAUAAUUGCUGCUAUUUGUGCAGCUCCUUCUGUUCUGAAGACACAUAGUAUUGCUACUGGUAAAAGCUUAACCUCUUACCCGAGUGUGAAGGGAGAACUAGUGAAAGACUACAAAUACAGUGAGGACAAGGUUGUCGUUGAUGGUAAUUUAAUCACUAGCAGAGGUCCAGGGACUGCCUUUGAUUUUGCCCUGGAGCUGGCCAAACAGUUGACUAACAAGACUAAAGCUGAUGAAGUUAAGGCUGGAUUGUUGUUGUAAACCAAAUGAACCAUCUGUGAUAAUAAUAUAUUUAUUCUUUAUUAAAUAUCUGUUUUCAAA